AUGGCCAACUUCCUCGCCUCCAUCUUCGGCACGGAGCAGGACAAGGUGAACUGCUCAUUCUACUACAAGAUCGGCGCGUGCCGGCACGGCGACCGCUGCAGCCGCAAGCACGUCAAGCCCUCGUACUCGCAGACGAUCCUGCUGCCGAGCAUGUACCAGAACCCUGCGCACGACCCCAAGAACCGGCUUACGCCCGAGCAGUGCCUCAACCACUUCAACGCCUUCUACGAGGACCUGUGGUGCGAGCUGUGCAAGUACGGCGAGGUGGAGGAGCUGGUCGUGUGCGACAACACCAACGACCACCUGAUCGGCAACGUCUACGCGCGCUUCAAGUACGAGGACUCGGCGCAGACGGCCUGCGACGUGCUGAACAGCCGCUGGUACGCCGGCCGGCCCAUCUACUGCGAGUUGUCGCCCGUCACCGACUUCCGCGAGGCCUGCUGCCGUUUGAAUAGUGGCGAGGGCUGCGUCCGCGGCGGGUUCUGUAAUUUCAUCCACCGCAAGAACCCCAGCCCCGAGCUCGACAACGAGCUCACCCUCGCCACCAAGAAGUGGCUGCGCCAGCGCGGCCCCGACGCCAAGAGCGCGAGCCGCAGCCCGAGCCCGGAGCCCACGCGCAAACGUUACUAG
Molecule: messenger RNA, 630 nt
Organism: Anthostomella pinea
Lineage: Eukaryota; Fungi; Ascomycota; Sordariomycetes; Xylariales; Xylariaceae
Source: the annotation of a GenBank genome assembly